Molecule: messenger RNA, 630 nt
Organism: Trametes versicolor FP-101664 SS1
Lineage: Eukaryota; Fungi; Basidiomycota; Agaricomycetes; Polyporales; Polyporaceae
Product: GTP-binding protein RAB5
Exons: 8
Coding region: 1-630 (209 amino acids)
Molecular function (GO): GTPase activity; GTP binding
Source: RefSeq, a predicted model, not a curated record
AUGUCCAAACAGUUCCAGUUCAAGCUCGUUCUUCUCGGCGAAUCUGCGGUGGGGAAGUCCAGUCUCGUCCUGCGCUUCGUGAAGGACCAAUUCGAUGAUUACCGGGAGAGCACCAUCGGUGCCGCGUUCCUGACCCAAACGGUCACUCUGGAGGACUCGACUACCGUCAAGUUCGAGAUCUGGGAUACCGCGGGCCAGGAGCGUUAUAAGUCCCUUGCACCAAUGUACUACCGCAAUGCCAACUGCGCGGUAGUGGUAUAUGAUAUCACGCAGUCCACGUCAUUAGAGAAGGCGAAGUCCUGGAUCCGCGAACUGCAACGUCAGGCCGACCCAUCCAUUGUCAUUGCUCUGUGCGGCAACAAGCUCGAUCUUGCGGCCCGCCGCCAGGUCUCUCAAGAGGAGGCGAAGAAGUACGCCGAGGAGGAGGGCUUGAUGUGGGGCGAGACCAGUGCCAAGAGCGGCGAAGGUGUUUCCGAGAUAUUCAACGCUAUCGCCAAGAAGCUUCCCCUCACUGCCGCGCCGUCUGCGCGAGGCGGCGCUAGCCGACCGGGUGCUGCGGGCAGGACAGGCGUCGACCUCAACAAGCAAGCCGCCGGUGGACAGGGCCAGAAUGAGGCGUGCAACUGCUGA